CGACACUGAGGAUAACGUCAUAUGUGUGAUCUCACACAGUGCCAGUGACACUUAUGUUGGUGUUGCGGAUAUUAUUCGUUUGCGCAUUUGCACUUCGCGCAGUUGCCUCUGGCGCACCGUGUGAACGAAUUCCGCAUUAUGAUCAUCCAUACAACCGGCCAGAGUUUAACCCACGUGAGGAAUACGCAAAAUGGAUCAGGGAAGAGCAACAAUCAACGCGUUUUGAUGGCACCUUGUUCAUGUCAUUCAGCAUUUUUCAGGAUGUCCAAAUAACGCACUUCAAAUCUUACAGUCCUGUAAACGGUACUGUAUUCAUGUUGUGCGAUUACCAAGCUGCCGAGUAUUUUGAAUGCUGUGACUUGCGUACAAGUCGACAUUCUACCACAUGUGACCGUGUGCUCUUUUACGACAUGGUGCGAAGCACCAGUAAUCGCAAACUGCUGCGGUAUGAAGUGCGCACCGAACUAUCCACACAGAAGUUAGAGGGAACCGGUGCCGUGGUUAAUGUGUAUUUCCAGACUCCGAAUGGACCGAAGUAUUUUACAACCACUUUCUCCCAACUAGCAACGUUCGUACCAUGCCCUGAGAUAGUUUCGCUGUUGUGGUUUGAUACGUAUACUAAACGCAUAAUUACGCAUCAGAUUCCAGAAAGCCAUACCCUAGAUUUCGAUGACUUUCACGAAAAAACGUUUUACAAAUCGGACCAGGAGGUAUGGUACUUCCAGCUGACCGGGUGGAUGGCACACGAACAUGUCUUAAAAGUAAUUGCCUUUCACACGCAACCAAACUCGAUGGAAUACGAUGUGCAUCCAGGGGAAGUGGGUGCAUAUAGAUUCACCAAAACAAAUUUCAGGGAUUAUUCUCCGAAAUGGUCUACACUAAUCGGAAACUUGAGAACCGAUUUUUCGAUGCAAACAGUACUCUAGUCGUGCCCUUUCCGGUGGACGCCGUUCUGUUUGUUAUAACUGACGCGGAACUUCAUCGGCAGUUCGGGAGCGAUGCAUUGACUCCAAUCAUUGACGCUGCACGGGUGGAUUUUCGGUAUCCAUCAUGGCGUACUCCUGCAAUGCGGUUAUUAAAUAUUAAAUCGACUCGCAAAGCCGUGUAUCGAGUUGGGGAAAUUUCAGUUCCGAACUGUGUAUAUGCGGACGUGUCGCAAUUUAGAAAGGUGUGAAAAACAGCUGCGAUUGGCGGAUACAUCUUCGGAGCAAGAUCGAAUGAAGUGCAACUGGCAAUGUGGUGCGAUGGAACUCAUUAAUCUGGAGCUGCACGAUACCGGCAUUUACAAUUGCAAAGCGCAAAGUGGCGCUGUUUCACAGCUCCUAGAUUACCACCUAACUGUCCUUCCACAUGAAGAUAACAUCACGGUGUUCCUCAGCGAGCAACACUGGCAACGCGACGGACUGAAUGUGCCUGGGUAUCCACAUAAGGAUGUGUUGAAUAGGACUUAUCUCCAAGAUAGCGUGUAUAUCAACUGCCGGAUUGUGCUACCCAUAGGAAAUGAUAAUUACUCUAGUAUUCACUUUGAGUACAUACUCAUCAACAUGGAGGCGCACCUUCCAUAUCAACGUGUGGACACAUGGUAUUCGCUUCAAGGUCGGAAUAACAUCACGUAUCACAUAUAUCGAAUAGAAAAGCACGACACCGCCGGCGUUGUGAACAAAUUUAAACUCCAAUGCUCAUUUCAAUACGAACCAACGUUCCGGCUAACCCGCGAACAUCCAAAACUACCAAAGGAGCAGAAGACCGUGUCUAACUACGUGACUGCAUACACCAGCCUCCAUGUGGAGCCGAAAAUUGUUGCCUCCACUAUUCGCACGUCCCACGAAAAUGUGACCGACGCUCUAAACAAAACGGAGGCGGUGUUUCCGAAUGUUGCACCGUUCCGUUUGUUGCGAUGCACUAUGAGCGAAGAGUGCUUUCAGGCAGUUUUGUUGAUAUGCUCUACGCAGAUGCGUUCCGGGUCUCUGUGUGGGUCGUCGACAGGACGAAUAAGUCAAUAUUAUCUCACAGAUAUUGUAUAGUGAAUCAUAAACCAGAGAGUGGAGCGAAUUUGAACUUGAUCGAUUCAUCAGUGGCUAUCCGCUCGGAGGCGAUGACGGCUAGUUAGGUCGAGUGCAAUUGCAGUAUUCGACUGACAACGCUCCUAGACUCCAUUUUCAACCACGAUCUUAUUUCUUAACAUAAUAGAGUUUUGCAAAAUAAAUAUGUUUGCUGCGA
Messenger RNA from Dicrocoelium dendriticum, 2220 nucleotides. The record is from the annotation of a GenBank genome assembly. NCBI's taxonomy places the organism in Eukaryota, Metazoa, Platyhelminthes, Trematoda, Plagiorchiida, Dicrocoeliidae.